Messenger RNA from Linum trigynum, 1231 nucleotides. Lineage: Eukaryota; Viridiplantae; Streptophyta; Magnoliopsida; Malpighiales; Linaceae. The record is from the annotation of a GenBank genome assembly.
CUCUUGGGUAAAAGUUAGUAAAGGGAAAAAGGUGAUGGUGGUAAAUAGUGGGGGUAAAAAUUUAGCAUCCUAAAAUGGCUAAAAUACAAGCUAAGGAUGCAGAAAAAACCUGUUACCCAAAUAGUUCCUUUAACCAUUGUCAGCAAAGAGAAAGAGAGAGCAAGCAGCUCCUCAACUGCACCAGGCAGGUUUGUGCUAGACAAACAAGCUCUCUCUGUAUUUCCUCUAGCAAGUUUUCUCCUUCUCCUUUCCCUUCUUCGAACCCUCCAAAGCAACAAGUGUUUCUCCUCCAGAGUUUGAGAUCUCUGGCUGCCUGAAAACCAACCUCAAGCUUGUCCUAUUUCCUGAAGCAUCUCACUGAGGAGACAAUGGCACUCAAGAAACUGCUGAUUCCACCAGAGUUUGUUAGCAACUGUGGGAGGGCAAAUUUGACCAACCCGGUAGUUCUGGAACCAACUGUUGGAGAUCCACCACAGGUGGAGGUGGAGCUCUACGAGGAUGCCAGGGGUUUUUGGCUGAGAAAUGGCUGGCAGGAGUUUGCAGACCGCAAUUCUCUCACUCAUGGACACUAUCUGUUGUUCGAGUACAAAAGCUUCUCCAGGACGAAGAGGCCAGGCUCACCUGUGGCUGGAAGUGGUGGGGGGCAGCCAGCCCGGCCGCGGUUUGCAGAGAAUGCCAAGCAAAAAGCUUUCAUGGCUACUAGGAAAGGGAGAACGGCUGAUGGUGGACAGAGUGGUAAGAGGAACCAGUUUGGUAAGGAUAAGGCUGAGACCUCACACAUUCCAGCCAAGGCUGAGACCUCACACAUUCCAGCCAAGGCUGAACAUGUUGAAGGAAUGGCAGAGCCAGGGAGGGGAAAUACCUCCACAAGCUCGAUCAGUCCAAGCUUCUUCAUUACCAUAAACCAGACUAACAUGAAUAAAUGCUAUGCGAAUCUGCCGACUGGUUUUGUGUUCGAACAUAUGAAGCUCGAGAAAAGCACUGUGAUGGUUUGUAGUGAAGAUGGGUCGGGACCAUGGGUCUUGUCCUUCGUCUUAACAAAAAGUUAUGGUGGACAUGGACGUGGACAGGGCCGCUUCUCUGGUGGUUGGCCAGCAUUCCGUAAUGACAACUCUCUGAAACCAGGGGAUGUCUGCCGAUUCAAGCUCAUCUCCCGUGAUGAGAUGGAAGUGACGAUCGAGAGGAACUGAGUUAGUUUUUCAGACCUCUAGAAUGAAAGCUUGGUUGUGUU